Messenger RNA from Heterotrigona itama, 2245 nucleotides. Lineage: Eukaryota; Metazoa; Arthropoda; Insecta; Hymenoptera; Apidae. The record is from the annotation of a GenBank genome assembly.
AAAAAAAAGGAAAAGAAAACGAAACGCAGUAAAGGAGCAGAAGGGUGGAGAAAAUACCGUGCAAAACUAGAAGUUCGAGUUGGUUAUCGAAUAUGAAACGUUCCAACCACGGCCACACGCAUCCCUAUUUGUCUUGACUACGAGUCGUGGCUGAGCAAAGGGAGUGCGCCUCUGCUUCUUGAGAGAUGUCUUCGAUAUCAGCGCAAGGGGUCGUCGAAAGAGCCAGCGCCGAGUUGACCAAGAGAAUCAACGGUCUGGGGCUGAGAGCAUCUAAACAUCAUGGUGGGGGAAAGGCGAGCGUCAUGGAACGCGUUACUCACGUGUUCUGCGGGAGUGGCGGGGUUCCAUAUACGAAUUUGCAGAGCGCGAAUAAUGCGAACGCAACCCCGGAAAAGCCGAGCAGAAGCGUGCCAGCAUCGAUGAACAACAUGCCAUCGGCGAACAACAAGAGCUUGAGCAACGUCGGUACACCGAGCAGGGCAAGGAUAUCGAGAAAUCGAGCAAAGAACGUGCCGUUGGCGAGCGGUGGAACAGGCGGAUACGUUGCUCCUACCACGUGGAAUCAGCUGAUGCAAGACGAUCAUUUCCUCAGCGAAUUCUUCCUCUACUUCACCUCCAUCGAGAGGAGGAUUUUGGCUCAGGUAUGCUUAAGAUGGAGAGAUAUACUUUACGCACGACCUCGACUCUGGGUAGGCUUGGUGCCUGUGGUAAGGUGUCGCGAAGUGCGUGCCAUGCCUUCUAGUUUGCGCACACGGCUUUACGCUUCCUUAGUAAGAAGAGGCUUUCAUUCGUUGGUUCUUCUCGGCGCAUCGGACGAGGAUAUCCCGGAACUGACGCACGGAUUCCCGUUAGCGCAGAAAAAUAUUCACUCGCUGUCGCUUAGAUGUUGCGCGAUUACUGACAGGGGAUUAGAAGCUCUUUUAGAUCAUUUACAAGCAUUGUUCGAACUUGAAUUAGCGGGUUGCAACGAGAUAACGGAACCCGGACUGUGGACUUGUUUGACACCUAGAAUAGUAUCAUUAUCCUUGUCUGAUUGUAUCAACGUGGCCGAUGAAGCUGUCGGUGCUGUCGCUCAAUUGCUGCCAAGUCUCUACGAGUUCUCGUUACAAGCUUACCAUGUAACCGACGCCGCCCUUGGAUAUUUCCAUGCCACUCAAAGUAGCUGCCUUAGCAUCCUCAGGCUGCAAUCCUGCUGGGAACUUACUAAUCAUGGUGUAGUCAAUAUUGUACAUUCCUUGCCCAAUUUGACUGUCCUGUCGCUGUCCGGGUGCAGUAAAGUAACAGAUGAUGGCGUUGAAUUAAUAGCAGAAAAUUUGUCCAGACUUCGAUCGCUAGAUCUGAGCUGGUGCUCGAGAAUCACCGACGCGGCCCUAGAGUACAUUGCCUGUGAUCUGAAUCAUUUAGAGGAGCUUACAUUGGACAGAUGUGUGCACAUAACAGAUAUAGGCGUGGGCUAUAUUUCCACGAUGGGAUCAUUGAGCACAUUGUUCUUGAGAUGGUGCAUACUACUUAGAGACUUUGGACUUCAGCACUUGUGCGGCAUGAAAUCCUUACAAGUACUCUCCGUGGCAGGCUGUCCAUUGCUUACAAGUAGUGGAUUAUCCAGUUUGAUUCAACUUCGACAUUUGCACGAGUUAGAGCUAACCAAUUGUCCAGGAACGUCUCAGGAGUUGUUUGACUAUUUGCGUGAACAUCUACCACGCUGCCUAAUCAUCGAAUAAAUGAAGCUUCGUUGGAAGCAAGGCAACAAGCUCCAGCAAUUCAUCUUCUGCGUUUCAUCUAGAAAAUUCAUUUCUAUUUCUAUAGAACAAGACGGCAACAUAAAAAAAUAUUUCACAUAAAGCAAUACUUAGAAUGGACAAGGGUCCGACGAUAGACGAGGAGAUAACGAUGCGGAUACAGAUAGGAAAGAAGCAAUUAACGUCCAAAUAUGAACAUUACCGCAUACUUAUGUUCUUUCUUAUAACGACAAAGGAUAUAAAAAAAUAAAAAAGAAGCGGAUAUAUAGAAAGAAAAAAAGAAAAACACUAGCCCCUAAAAACAUGCAAACAUGUUAACAUUAAGAUAGCGUGUAGAUUUUUAAUACACAGAGCUCCUGUAUGAAUCGCACUCCUUUCUCGCCGAUGCUAGAACUUUUUAAUCGAAUCAUACAUGAUUCGAUUUAUCGUGUUGUUUUCUUUUUCUUCUUCUGUUUUUUUCGAAACAUGUUUGAGAAGAAAAUGCAAACAAAAGAGAAAAAAAAAAA